Molecule: messenger RNA, 1327 nt
Organism: Monopterus albus (swamp eel)
Lineage: Eukaryota; Metazoa; Chordata; Actinopteri; Synbranchiformes; Synbranchidae
Gene: txndc15
Product: thioredoxin domain containing 15
Exons: 6
Coding region: 128-1183 (351 amino acids)
Biological process (GO): cilium assembly
Cellular component (GO): cilium
Source: RefSeq, a predicted model, not a curated record
AGGUGUAUCAUUUAUAUCCUUCCCCCACACUUCGAAAGAUCAAUUCCUUUGAACUGAAUAAUAUGACCGGAGGCAUCAUCAUGUCGAGAUAACUGUUCAUUAAUGCAUCUACAUACGCUUAAAAAAUAUGUCGAGUGUUUUUAAGAAACUGUACAUUCGGUAUGUUUUAUUAUUUAUGUUGUGUCAUUCUGAAGUUUUGAGGUUUUCGUCUGUGAUAGCACAAGACAAUGAUGAGUCACUGGAGUUCAUGUUGUCAGAGGAUGCAGCAUCUGACUCAGAGAACAACCCCAAGUUUGUGGAGUCAGAAGACCUGGAGUCUCUGCCAAAGAGACAGUUCAAGACAGCUGAGAUUGCAGAUGCUGUGAUGGGUACUGAAGCCCCCAUCGAUCUGUCAGACAUUGAGUCCCUUGUCCCCAAAAAUGCCAAAGACUUUCAGUUAGGCUUCUCUCCGCCUUGUGAUGAGAACAGUGUCCAGUGUGGUUCACAUGUUCUGGAUGCUAAAGGAGUGUCACUGGAGGAGAAGAGCACUGAAAUGUCAAAGCAGGUCACCCUCGACAUAGUACGUGUGGAAGCUGCAGCACCUGAGGAGCAGAACACCACAGAAACUGCCAAGACGUACAAGGUGAAUUGUGAUAAGAGGAACAUCACAGGGGUGGACAGUUUCUCUGUGCAGGUCCUCAAUGCUUCACAGGACCUGAUGGAGUUCCUGAAUGCUAACAGCACAGAGUGCUCUGUGGUGCUGUUCUUCACCACCUGGUGCCAGUUCUCUGCCAGCCUGGCUCCUCACUUCAACGCCCUGCCCAGAGUCUUUCCCAGUAUGCACUUCCUGGCACUGGAUGCCUCUCAACACAGCAGCCUGUCUACAAGGUUUGGGACCGUGGCAGUGCCAAACAUCCUCCUAUUCCAGGGGGCCAAACCCAUGGCUCGCUAUAACCACACAGACAGAACAUUGGAGAUGCUCACCGCCUUCAUUUCUAACCAGACAGGAUUUGAAGCCAGCCCUGACAGAAAUGUGACGGAUGCAGACCGCUUGGGGCCCCUCCCCAGUGACCCGGUGAGGAGCGUCGACUGGCUGCUGGUCUUCUCUGUCCUCUUCAUCACAGGCUUCACCAUGUACGCCAUCCUGCGAACGGACAGCAUCCGCUGGCUCAUACCGGGACAGGAGCAUGAGCAUCAGGACUGAAAGAGCACAUAAAGCACUGGAUGUAAACAUUAUUCUGUUCAGCUUGUUAUUAAAGUCAUCUGUUGUUAAUUUUCUUAUGUUUUAAGUGUUUGAUGAAUUGACUACUUGAGCCAUUGUGAUUUAUAAUAAAGAAUUUAAAGAUUU